Molecule: messenger RNA, 4915 nt
Organism: Sycon ciliatum
Lineage: Eukaryota; Metazoa; Porifera; Calcarea; Leucosolenida; Sycettidae
Exons: 2
Coding region: 414-4322 (1302 amino acids)
Biological process (GO): signal transduction; protein phosphorylation
Cellular component (GO): cytoplasm
Molecular function (GO): protein binding; protein kinase activity; ATP binding
Source: RefSeq, a predicted model, not a curated record
UGGCAGGGUGUUCCAUAAAAUGGAAUAGGCGGAGUGUUUGUGGAGGAAGGAAGUCAGAUAUGCAGGUCGAUUUGUCGCACGUCUGCAAUCGAUCUGCGCCUUGGAUUCCUAGGACACGAGUCCCGUGGGGUAAGCUGGCAUGUAUUUCAAAUAGUUCCACCCGUAUUUUUACAGGUCUGGAAAGUGUCUGUACACAUGUAUCCUAUUAUAAGAGACUGUGGAGAAGAGGCAUGACCCAUUAGCAUUGAUAUUGCCGCCAGACACACUUUGGCAUUGGUCUUGUCUUUUGCCAGUAGCUCCAUUGUAUUCUUCACUAGCUGGACUAUAAGUGACGAGAGGCCGUUUCCAACUUUGUCACCGUUUCGUUCCCAGAAUUUCGCACCAGAUCUAAUUUGGUGGCAUUACAUGUAGACAUGGUGCUGACGUGCCGACCAGAGAGGUGGGUGAUGGGUGAGAGGUGGGUGAUGAAACAAAUAGCUCUGGUAGCUCUCAUCUGCGUUAUCAAAUCGAUCUCUGCCUCAAAUCCUGCCACUGCAUUAAAUGGACGGGACCAAGGAGAUAGCAGCCCUCUGCGAACCCGGUACGUUUAUGAAUACCCUAAACGUAAUGCGGUGCAUGAUACUGAUCACCUUCGCUUUCGUCCGACUCCUUCCACAACUCUGUUCCUCCAGCCAGAACGAUCUCGCCUCACUGAGCAUAUCGUCAGUCUGCGCUUUCGCAGGGUGGAGGGCAUAUCCGGAUUCAGAGUGGACGACCUAAUCGCAAUGGAUACUGAAGCCGUAGUGAUCUUGUGGAGACAUAUUGCCACGCUGGCGUAUCCUGGGUUAAGCAAGAAGUGUCGGAGCCUACAUGGCUUCACACCUUCUUUGGCCACGUCACCAUCCAGGCAGGAUUUGAUCAUCCACAAUUUCGGGCCGUGGGACGAGUGCAACGUAAUGUACGUUUGGCGAGACAUGACGCUACGAAAGGUAGUGUCACGUGAAGCACAUACUAGUAGUGCUAGCUACAGAUACCUACAGUCGAUAGUGACACUUGCUGACACAGAUGACGAUGAAAAAAGCUAUUGGAUUUUAGCUUACGGAGAACUUCUUUGCAACAACAACAGAACCAAAUGGGAAGGGAGCACUGACGACUUUAUGAAAUCUUGCAAAGUGGCAUCACGUCUUCGACGGGUGCGUAUUCACACCACGAAGGACGGUAGUAUAACAAUAGGAACCUGGGAAGUUGUGGCUGAAGCCCAGUCCCCCGUGCGACCUGGUCCAAUUCUUCUCCCGUCUCUGGUUGUGUGGAACAACACGCUGAUCCUUCAUGGAGGUUUGACGAAAACAAAAGGAUACAGUAUAAUGGCCUGGGAGAAUCGAAAGAUUUUCUGCACGCUCUGGAUGUUCGACUUACACACGCGCAGAUGGACGCGGCACCAGCAUGUUAUUAACGCCUGUCUUCUGGUCAGUAUGCAGCCGUCAGUAACUGGCCUAAUGUUUCAACGUCCACGAGCUGUACUGUUUGGAAACCAGUCGCAGAUUCUCAUCCACUUCUUGCAGGGCUCGUACCUAUGCAGUCUAAGCAGUUCUUCAAGUGAUACUCCCCAAUGUCGACUGGCUGUGUCACGUAAGAAUACAAGGACACCGGAGAUUGGGCAAUUCUACGCCGUCAGCGCAACUUCGGGUGCCUUCUACGGGAUAGGGAAACAAGUGUUUAGCUUGACAGUGAAGACGUCGCUGGAAAUUCCUGUGAAAGGCUUGCUUUCAGUCGUGGGACAUGAGUUCGUGGAGAAUAAUAUUUACGCAUCACCCUCGCAGGAUCUUCAAUUUCCCGGACAACUUGGUUGCCUGACACCCACACCAGUUGUUCAAGGUCGAGGUGGUCAGGAGCGCGUCAUGUUUUUCCCAACAUCGAAAUGUUUUCUUGAAACUGAGCGGAAGGUUCCAGAGUGGCACGCAGGGCUCUAUGACUGGACACCCGUUGUGUGGACUCUGACCGUGGAGGCAGAUGAGUACGAGAUCAUGGCUAUGAGGAAUUGCGACAGCAAAUUGUUCGAGAGUGCUUCAUCAACGAGUCUGUCCAUUCGGACCGCCAUUCUGUUCGGAUAUGGAUACACAACUAUUGACACUUUGGCCGAGACCUCCAUCACUUGGUGUAUAGGAAUUGAUCAUAAUACAUGCGAUGAAUUUGUGGACAAGGGGAAGGCAGGAUCUCCGUCGAUGCGGUAUGAGCACGUUGCGGUUCGUCUUGACGACAGACGUCUUCUUGUUUACGGUGGAAGAGAGAGGAGCACAGCUCUCCCGCUAUCCGACGUUUGGAUUUUGCAUCUGACACACGAUGACCGCUGCGAAGGCGCAUGGAAGAAAGUCCAGCCGCACAGUAUUGUGGGGGGUCCUCUGGCAAUGCGCUACGGUCAUGCGGCCAUGACACAUGGAGAUUUGCACUACGUGUUCGGCGGUCACGUUCGUCCCGACGUUUGCAGCCAAUAUCUCACAGUUCUCAGGGUGGUGAUGAGCAACAGCACAGAAACCCUGCGAGUACGGCGUAUCCCGCUAACGUCAUGCGUGCUGACCAGACGCUACGCCACCCUAACACGGUACAACCAGAACGGAUUGUUAGUAUUCGGAGGGGAUAAGGCUACACUGUCACAACUCAUUCUGUUGAACUUCAGCUCUAUGCAUACAGUGGCAAAACUACUACCACUUUUCACUCAUAGCCGCAUACGUAAACAUCACGUAGUAAGAGGAGAAAAACUGUAUUUGUUCGGCGGAACGGAUGGCUCUACCAGCAUCGCGGUGGGAUCUAGGCAGAAGUAUAGGACGAUAACUGAGGGUCUUUGUCCGAGAGGCUAUCAGCUGUUGAACGCAAACUGCCAGCCAUGCCAGAGGGGAGCAUUCUCGGAUUCGCUGGAUAGCGGGUGCAGGCCGUGUCCGAACUUUACGACCAGCGAAGCGGAAGGCUCGGAAGCUUGCAUUGCUCCGUCUCCCUGCCGCGGUCAGCUGUGCAGCGAGCAUGGUGUGUGCGUGGUAGACAACAACCUGAUACCUGUGUGUCACUGCAACUUCGGCUUCGUGCAAUACGAUAACUGUCGCGUGCCACUAGUCAGCCUAUCCAUUGCGACUGCAAUCCUCCUGUUUGUGUCGGCCAUUGCUCUCGCUACCCGAAAGUACCACAACAGAAACCAGCAACUCAAGCUCAAGGAGAGAGAACUGCGGGACAAACACAAGAGUAUGCGACUGUAUCAGAAGAAGCUAGACCAAAUCAACAUCGGGGCCAGAAUACAGUGGACAUCGCUCAACCGCACCAAGAAACUGGCCAGGGGCUCCUUCUCGCAAGUGUGGCUAGCAGAGUUCAGCGACAUGUUGGUAGCUGUGAAAGUACUACCAAAAUAUUCAGGUAGAAACAUUUCGCUGACUGAUCACUUUAUCCAAGAAGCUGAAGUCCUGCGUUCAAUUCGUCAUCCUAAUAUCGUCAUAUUCCUGGGAGCCGGCACUGAUCACGCAAGUAAACGACCGUUUCUCGUCAUGGAGUACUUGCGGCGAGGCUCGCUCUAUCACGUGCUCCAUGACAGAGACAAUGUCUUCACACAUCACGAUCGCUUGAGGUUCGCCCUGGACACUGCCCGCGGUAUGGCAUAUCUGCACGGUUCCAACCCUCCACGUCUGCACAGAGACCUGAAGUCUCCCAACCUGCUAGUCAGCGACAAGUGGGUGGUGAAAAUCGGAGACCUGGGCACGUCACGGUUCAUGGCGAUUCUAGAUCCUGACAAGGCUGACAACCAGACGACCCACAGUGCAGAUGUCGCGACCCCAACAACUACCCUCACGGAUACACAAGGCGAUGAAAAUCUGCUUGCUGAGGCAGCCGAACAGAUUCCAACUGAACCUGCGCGUAUCGUGACAAGCAACUCCGGGAAUCCGGGGGUGAAUACAGAACAAGAGGAAACCAGUCUGACAACUCCUUUGCUCACGGACAUCUCUACAAACCAUGGUGAGACGUACCAGCGCUAUUCUGCAUCGGUGAUGACCCGUGAAGUGGGUACACUGAGAUGGAAAUCACCCGAGACCGUGCGGGGAGAGCAUUACAACGAGAAAGCCGACGUAUACAGCUUUGGCGUGGUGCUGUGGGAGAUAUUCACUCGCCAAACACCGUAUGUCCAUCUUAAGGGCGAAGGAGAGGUGGAGGCAGCAAUCGCCCGUGGCCACCAGCUGCCACUGCCACCUGGCAUGCCAUACGACUAUCGUCACCUGGUGGAAGCGUGCCUGCGACCCACCGCCACGGAACGACCAAAUUUCAGUGAAAUCCCCCACGACCUUGAGACCCAGCAAGCUAACGCCUGACGGACAUUUGCACACAGUACACAGAGUACAUUGUACGUACACCAGCGCACAGUGUAUAAGAAACACAAUUACUACUACUACCGUACAUGUAUGUUUGUAGAUUCUUUUUAGAUUCUUGUUCAACUAUCAUCGCAUAUCCCUCUCAUCGCUAUUCUUGCAAUUGACUUGUACUGUAUGAAAAGGAUUGUCUCUUAUUACAGACCCCCCCCCUCUCUCUCUCUCUCAGCACGAACUUCUCGCCCAGAAUUACAACACAUUCUAAAGUGCGGGCUUCAUUCUUGUCCAUAACAGUAUGAAGGCGUAUGUACAUGUAAAUUACGUUUGUGUCCCCUGGUUUGCUGUAUUUCUUCAAUUUUCUGAAGCAUUCUGCACAUCUCCGCUAACGAUGAUUCACUUUCUUUCUACAAGACAGUAUGCCAAUGCAAAUUGCGCAUUGGCCAGAGUUUGGCAUUAGGAAGUUUUUUUCGUUGCUAUCUCGACGGAUUGAUUGUACUGGCAAAGCUAAAUCAACGUGUUCAGAUAGAAAAUACCAAAUUCAUGAUCAGAGAACCCUGUAGUGUGAAGCGUCUGUUAUGUUCUGUUCUGUUCCACCC